Orbicella faveolata is the source of this 3224-nucleotide messenger RNA. RefSeq names its product monocarboxylate transporter 4-like. Gene Ontology annotation, biological process: transmembrane transport. The record is from RefSeq and is a predicted model, not a curated record. Gene Ontology annotation, molecular function: transmembrane transporter activity. Lineage: Eukaryota; Metazoa; Cnidaria; Anthozoa; Scleractinia; Merulinidae.
UGCAAAUUCAUCAAAUUGGCUCACAUGAAGUAUCCAAAAACUCUAAUUUUCAACACAGUAGGUCUUGUAAAAGUGUCACUAUUUUAAAACAAGUUACACCGAAAGGUAAGAUACUGUAAGCAGUAAAAUGACAUGAGCUUUAGAACAACCAUUCAACUCCAAUUUGGCAGAGGAACGAGUGGCCCGUGAUAGAUCACGAUAUUUGUGCACCAGAAGAUCGCUUGCAUAAAUCUACUAGCGUUCUUUCGCGAAUGCCGUUCUCUUUUGGCUGCACUUCUCACUAUACUGUUGUAGAGAGCGAAUAAUCCAAUUGUAAAUGGAAGUCCUUAUUAGAAGUCCUUAAUCGUUAAAACGGUUCAAAGAAGGAACACAUAGGAGAAUGAACCUGUCUGGUAAUAUUGUACAUUUUACGUUACUUGCAUUUUGGCUUCCUCUACCGAACCCUGAAAGUAUUGCAUAUAAAUACUAUGCAAUGCCUAAUUUUUGAUAGGCUUCUAUAAAUAGGGCAGACGAAGAGUUUUUCUGGGCAAAAUGUUGAAUAUUGUUUAAGAUUGUUUAGGCCGCUAUUAUGUGUUAUUGACGUUCGGAUUACGUGACUACAUAGGAAGAACCCAAGGUAAUGGCAGGGGUGCAGGAUGCCAAGAUUGAGCUUCAAGGAAUAAACAAGUCUCUCUGUGUGAACUUGGCUCGCGACUCCAAGGUAAUGGAUUGCGAACAAAAUAAUGAUCUAUUAUGGGAGACAACCAUCACACAGGGGAACAAACAACAACAACAACAACAAAAACAACAACAACAACAACAAAAACAACAACAACAGCAACAACAGGAAUGCUGCCCCAUGUCGACGUCAUCCCGUCAGCCUGACAGCUUGUACGCGUACCUGGUGUGCUUCUGUGGUGUUGUGUGUAAUUUAAUCGUGUUUGGUUGUUCUUACUCAUACGGUCUUUUGUUUCCAUUAAUUCUUGAUGAGUUUAAAGAAGGAAAAGCGAAAACAGGUAAUUCAAAUAGCUUAGACAGUUGACUCUUUUUGCUUCCCUUCCCGAGAAGAGAAAAUUAUUCGGAUUCGUUGGAUUUGUCCAUCCCGGUACGCCCUGAUUUUCUCAUGUAGUUUUCCAUUUGGAAGCAUCCAGAAUCGCUUUAUUAGAAAGUAUUUCAGAGGGCCUUUCAAUGGGGGCCCAUCAACCUCAUCGGCCUUUCCAUUUCAAAAGGUUUGAUCCUACUCAAGUGAGCUUUGUCUCUUGUCUGUGUUGCUGCGGGCAUUUCUUUAAUCACUAGUCGUCGGCAGUCAUAGACAAAAUACGUGUGUGCUGUAUUCAUGGGAAAAUCAACUCACGACCAAGUUACAGUGAUACUCCCAAAACAGAGUUUAAGUUUGCUUAAAUGCCUAAGACGUGUAGAAAUCGUGGAAUGCAGUGCUCACGAACUUAAAUAUAAACAAAUAAACAAGCGAACAAAAACGAAGAAAAAAACAAACAAGUUUUACGAGCAGAGAACACGAAAAUCGUAAAAUAAGGGAGAAAAUUUUCUUAUUCCAUUUCGAGCAUGCAGUGGUUUGUGAGUAACAAGAGAAAAUGCGGUCUGCGCUUGUAGGAGAAGGUUAGUUGAGCACAAAAAUAAUCAGAGGGAGCGGCAAUUCUUGAAGCCUGCUAAGCAAAACUUCUAUUGGCUUGCCAUGGACUCCUUUCCCAAAGGAAAAGAGAAUUUCUCCGCCCGUAGGAGGCCGUAAUUCUCGUAGCUUCUUCUUGGCGUACGUAACGAAACAGAUAACCCACUUUGCUCUUAUGAUUCUACGGACUGGAACAAACGUUACCUAACCUUUCUAAUUGCUAAAUGGAAACUCAUUUCUGUUUUGCCUUUUUAUCUUGUCAGCCUGAGUAGGUUCUCUGGCAUAUGGCUCUACAGGCAUAUUUGGGCCUGUCGUUGGAGUUCUCUCUGAUCGAUUUAACCCUCGUAUCAUUGCGAUAAUUGGCGGUUUCAUAUCUACCAUCGCCCUCAUAGUGACGUCACAGGCUCCAAACCUAACACUGAUGUACUUCUCGUAUGGGAUCCUUUACGGGUUUGGGUCGUCUUGUGUAUUCUUUGUUGUUUUGAUUAUAUUGCAAAGGUACUUCAUUAAGAACCGCUCUAUGGUGAUUGGUCUUGCUGUAACGGGGCCCGGAGGAGGACUUCUUAUCAUGAGCCCCGUCAUACAGAUCUUAUUGAAUAACACCUCGUGGAGAAUGACGUUUAUGUCCAUGGCAGGAAUCGUGUUUUUGACUUGUAUCUUGUCGUGUUCAUUUGAUCCGAACGUUUCUUCAGAAAGCGAGUCAAGUGAUCAUCACCACACGCAAUCACGGAGGUUAAACGUAUGUGCAAGUUUGGAUUUUUCAUAUUUGAAAAACAAGGAAUAUCUUGUGUAUUUGGUGGCAAGCAGUGUGGCGUUUAAUGGCAUCGCCAUCCCAAUCGUACAUCUGGGUCGAUAUUGUCAAGAGCUUGGAAUAGAUGCUAACCGUGUAGCAGAGAUGUUUUUCUUUAACGGACUGGCAUCGACUAUUUUCAGGGCCGUCACCGGCCGACUUUGCGAUAUCAAGAGAAACUGUCCCAUAUGGAUCAUGAGAUUCACAGUGCUUGUAUCUGGAACACUGGCGAUUUUAAUGACGCGGUGGCCGUCAUUCAAGCAGCUUUUGGCGUCUUUUGUUGUUUAUGGGAUGAUGGAUGGCGCUAUCGCUUCAUCAUUGAAUGUCCUGGUUCUAUCCACGUUAACCCCGAAACAGAAAUCUCAAGGAAUAGGCUUUUUUCAUUUGUGUGUUGCAAUAACACUGAUAGCUGGUCCCCCCUUUGGAGGAUUUAUCGCUGAUUCAUUUGGCUCCUACAACCCUGCUUUCUACCUUGCAGGAUCGGUGCAGAUUUUAGCUGCUGGAAUCCUCUUCUUAACUCAUACGUCUUGUCAAACCGUGCUGUCAUCGCUAGCACUGCUGUACAGGACAUUAGUGUAGAAAACAGACCUGUCGUUGAGAAAAUCCCGGUCUCGUGAAAACGAGUCCUAUCCAAAGUCUUAAAGUCAGGAUGAAAUAAGCGAGCGACUGAAGUGAUAUAUCCAACACGAGAGACCGUGGUUUACCACAUUUCCAAAUACGGAGAAGAGAGUUGAAAAUACGCGGAACUCUGUCUUGAGUGUUCCUGAUCCUCUUAAUCGAAACUAAAACCAAGAAAAAAACGGAGAAAUAAAAUCAUAAAAAAAUCUA